Messenger RNA from Cotesia glomerata, 797 nucleotides. RefSeq lists its product as uncharacterized. The record is from RefSeq and is a predicted model, not a curated record. Bases 198 to 797 code for a protein of 199 amino acids. The transcript has 3 exons. NCBI's taxonomy places the organism in Eukaryota, Metazoa, Arthropoda, Insecta, Hymenoptera, Braconidae.
AAAAUUAAAUUAAAUAUCAAAGAGAAAAACAUAAUAGAGUUCAAAGUUUAAUUACAAGUGUAAUAUAAAAGUAUAAUAAUUAAUAUAAACCGAAAUAAUUAAAACAGAGAAAAGAUUCACAAACAGAAGAUCCAGAAGCAAAACCAAAAGAACCGGAACCAGUUCAAGAAAGACAAAAACUCUCAAAAAUAACAGAUAUGUUACUGGACCCAAAAAAAAUUCUCGUCGCGGUACGAUUGAAACUGGUUGAUGAAUUAGGGACAUUUUUAAUAUCGAAUGAUCCUUUUAUUAGAGAAAAAACGGCUAUAGCAAUUUCAGAAAUAGCUCGGAGACCUAAUGGGCGGCAAGCUAUCAUUCGUAAUCCAGCGAUUCUCAACAAUUUGAUAAAUGGGCUCCAGGAUGUAGUUAUUGACGUUCGAGUACAAAUGGCCCGUGUCCUAGAGAUAUUAGCCCAUGACUACUUCAGUGCCAAAGUUUUGGUGGAGGAGCACAAGUUUAUAGACAUAAUUGCUCAGGCUAUUCCUAGAGAACAGAAAGAAUUGUUGAUACUCUAUCUCAAUAGCCUUGAAGUAUUGCUUCUGGCUCAUGUCAACGUGUGUCACGCCAUAGAAAUUGAUAUGAUCGAAACCCUGCUCACUCUUAUGAAUUAUCAUAAAAAGGAUAAGGAAGUUUUGGCUAAAAUUUUAUCUUCUUUAGUGCUACUUUGUCAAGAUAGUUUGGGCACUUGGAAAGCUUUUGAAGUUAAGAAUUUUUUGUCCAUUCUCACGCCGGUCUUGAAUGAUGACGCAGUUAUGUAA